This is a messenger RNA of Chara braunii, 2619 nucleotides long. The record is from the annotation of a GenBank genome assembly. Lineage: Eukaryota; Viridiplantae; Streptophyta; Charophyceae; Charales; Characeae.
CGCAGAAGAAGCCUUAGGAUGGAAAAAGUAAGAGAAGGCAAAAUCAGGAGAGGCAUCAAGAGCUGCUGGAAGACGAGGCGACUGCAGUCUCUGCAGGACAUGAUGAGAGUGGUCUUCUCGACGGAUUUGGUGCUAGCUGCGGUCUUUCUGCUUGUGGUGGGGGGAGGAUGUUGUUUUCUCCCUGUGAGAGCAGUAGUAGAGCACUCAGACUCAGGCGAUACCAGUGAGAACACUGAGAAGUACCCCACCCCUCAUGAUCUGGCUCGACCUCACCCGCCGCCCAAUAUAUGGGACUGCAAGGUUGGCCCCUCUUGUUGUAUGGCGGUCCCUUCUAGUAGGCGAAUAAAGGGCACCCCUUUUGUGGCCAAUUUGUCGGAACCUAUGAGAACUCGAAUGUCCAUUCAGACGGCUUUUCAAGACCCCUCUUACGUGCGCAAACUUACAGAAGCCUACCGAUUAAUGAAGAUGUUAGACAAGGAGGAUCCCGACGACCCACGUGGCAUGGAACAACAACGCCGGGUCCAUUGUGCUUAUUGUUCGUUGGGAAGAUCGUACGGUCAGUCGUACGAGAUCCACGGCAAUUGGUUCUUCCUCCCCUGGCACCGCAUGUUUCUCUACUUCCACGAGCGAAUCCUUGGGGAAAUGAUCAGCUACCCCAGCUUUGCGAUCCCCUUCUGGAAUUGGGACGACGACGCGGGAAGAAGGUUCCCUCGGGCAUACAGCAGGUCCCCCUCCUCCCCCUUAUACAACCCCGCGCGAAACACGGACCCAUGCUCGAUGAAGAGGUUGGUAGCCGAUGCCACGACCACUCGCAUGCUUCGGUCUAUCGUACUGGAGGCCAGCACUCAGGACUUGUUCUUCGGGCAACCAUUGACAGCUCUGCGAACGAGGCAAGCUGGCCUGAUAGAGACGGGGAGCCACAAUGCGGUGCAUUCGGCGGUGGGGAGGCAGGCUUUCCCCUUCAACGACAUGGGGAACGUGGACUGGGCAGGACGGGAUCCCAUCUUCUACAGCCACCAUGCAAACAUCGAUCGCCUGUGGAGCGUAUGGCUGAGACUGCCGCCUGGUCCGUCGGGACCGCGACGCAACCCGACGCACGAAGCGUGGUUGAGGUCCCGGUUCUUCUUCUACGACGAGAACGCGCAGCUGCGGACCAUCUCGCCGGCUGACGUGCAGAACGUAGAGGACCUGAGGUACAGGUAUGAAGAAGUACCCAUCCGGUGGCUAUUACAAGGGGAGCUGGACAAGGCUAUAAAUAGUCAAUUGGAUAUGAAGCGUACGAAGACAGAUUCCGGACGUACUCGAUCUAGUACCGCCGCCCUCAACGUGCCAGGACGUCGACUUGGACAGCAGCCCACCUCUCCACGACGACCUCCUUCUUCUUCUUCAUUCGGAGGUAGCGAUGGAGGUAGCGAUGGUGGUAGCGAUGGUGAGAGAGGAGGUGGGGAGGGAGGUGCUUCAGUUGGUGAUUCGUUCAAUCUGUGGAAGACUAUGAGAUGGAUAGAAAACAAUAGGACGGACGCAGGGACGGAGGAAAAGAAGGAAAAGCAGAAGCUAGAGGAGAAGGAGGAGGGGGAGGGGGAGGAGGAGGAGGAGAGGGAGGAGGAGGAGAGGGAGGACGAGGGAAGACACGAGUUCAUCGUGAAGGAGGAACGAAAGACGCAGAUGCAGAUGGAGGAAGAUACAGCAGUCCGCCAUAGCCAACGUGGGCGAGGUUAUCAAAAAGCGACGGCGGCAAGCAAUGCACGAAAACUCGAAGAAGAGGGACCACCUCGAGAAGAAAAAGCUAUGGCGGCUUUAUCUGACGAUGACCGCGGCGUUGCUGCCCAAACUUCUUCUUCUUCUUCUUCCUCCUCUUCUUUUCCUCCUCCUCCUCCUCCUCCUCCUCCCCCUUCUUCUUCUUCUUUCUCUUCUUCUUCCUCUUCUUCUUCUUCUUCCUCUUCUUCUUCGUCUAGCUUACGCAAUCACGACGAUGAUAUUGAUGAUGAUGACAAUUGCCCGCCGCUGAACUCGACACUCUCUGACGCAUUUUUUGAAAAAGCCAUUGGAUUUGCAGCUUCCCGCAAUAGGAAUGGAGUGGUUAUUGGGCCGAUUACAAUGAGCAACUCUCCUUUGAUUGUUUCCCUUUCAGGUAAGUACGGUUGUACCUCGGGCCCCGCGACUGAGGAUCUCCCCUUGAUUACCUUUCAAGCCAUGAGGUGCCCCAAUCACGCUCUCUCAUUUGACGUGUUCCUUAGCUCAAGGAACAGCACUGCCGCAGCGGGGAGCUCCCCGAGACCAUCCGGAUCCGCUUCCACGUCAGCAGAUGGUGGAAAAGAGCAAGCGACACGUGGCACUCGGCACUACGUUUCUACCUUCUACAGCAUGGCUUAUGGUAGAGAAGCUCCCGUCACUACAUGGAAGAUUCCUAUUCAAGGAGUGUUCGGCGACAUGCAGCUGGCAGCCGACGGGAGAGAAGUGCAGAUCGCGGUCACAUUAGUGCCAGGACCGCACUUGCGGCAGGGGAGAGGGGGGGUAGGUGCUGGGAUCACCUUCGGGAACAUCGGGUUGCAGGUCCCGACCUGCCGGACCUCCUGAUCGAUAUCAAAGUCAAAGUCGUGGCGGGAUCCCGCUUGACGC